Onychomys torridus (southern grasshopper mouse) is the source of this 360-nucleotide messenger RNA. RefSeq names its product transcription elongation factor SPT4-A-like. Bases 1 to 360 code for a protein of 119 amino acids. Gene Ontology annotation, molecular function: zinc ion binding; RNA polymerase II complex binding. The record is from RefSeq and is a predicted model, not a curated record. NCBI's taxonomy places the organism in Eukaryota, Metazoa, Chordata, Mammalia, Rodentia, Cricetidae. Gene Ontology annotation, cellular component: DSIF complex; nucleus. The transcript has a single exon. Gene Ontology annotation, biological process: chromatin organization; positive regulation of DNA-templated transcription, elongation; mRNA processing.
AUGGCCCUGGAGACGGUGCUGGUGCCGAAGGACCUGCGGCACCUGCGGGCUUGUUUGCUGUGUUCGUUAGUCAAGACUAUAGACCAGUUUGAAUAUGAUGGGUGUGACAAUUGUGAAGCGUACCUACAAAUGAAGGGCAACAGAGAGAUGGUAUAUGACUGCACCAGCUCUUCAUUUGAUGGGAUCAUUGCAAUGAUGAGUCCAGAAGACAGCUGGGUCUCCAAGUGGCAGCGAGUCAGUAACUUUAAGCCGGGUGUAUAUGCUGUGUCAGUCACUGGUCGCCUACCCCAAGGAAUUGUCCCGGAGCUGAAAAGUUGGGGAGUGGCCUACAAAUCCAGCGACACGGCAAUAAAGACCUAG